Molecule: messenger RNA, 877 nt
Organism: Eublepharis macularius
Lineage: Eukaryota; Metazoa; Chordata; Lepidosauria; Squamata; Eublepharidae
Gene: CDX4
Product: caudal type homeobox 4
Exons: 3
Coding region: 1-753 (250 amino acids)
Biological process (GO): embryo development; cell differentiation; regulation of transcription by RNA polymerase II
Cellular component (GO): nucleus
Molecular function (GO): DNA-binding transcription factor activity, RNA polymerase II-specific; RNA polymerase II transcription regulatory region sequence-specific DNA binding
Source: RefSeq, a predicted model, not a curated record
AUGCAUGUGAGCUACCUUUCAGGAAAAGAAACCGGUAUGUAUCCAGGAUCCAUCAGAAGCAACAAUCACAGUCUGCCAGCACAAAACUUUGGCUCCGCAACGCCUUAUACUGAUUAUAUGGGAUAUCAUCAUGAGCAAAGUUUGGAAAACCAGGGGCAGCCUUCAGGUUGGGGAUCUCCCUACAGCAUGCAAAGGGAGGACUGGAAUGCUUAUGGCGCUGGAUCCUCCAGCACAAGCGGAUCCUCACCUGGACAGGUCUCCCAUAUUGCUGCCAAUUACAACUCCCUGAAUUCUGCAACUUCCUCGCUAAAUACAAUUAAUACAGACCAAAUCGCCCCUCACAAUCAAAGACUCAGGUCUUACGACUGGAUGAGGAAAACUGGGUCAUCUAACAAUGCGGGUAAAACCAGGACAAAAGAAAAGUAUCGCGUUGUUUAUACAGAGCAACAAAGACUUGAGUUGGAGAAAGAAUUUCACUGCAACAGAUACAUAACAAUCAAAAGGAAGUCUGAACUUGCUGGACACUUGGGACUAUCAGAGAGACAGGUGAAAAUCUGGUUCCAGAAUCGUCGCGCCAAGGAGAGGAAAAUGAUCAAGAAAAAAAUCUGUCAGUUUGAUGGAAGUGGUGGAUCCGUUCAGAGUGACUCAGGCUCUGUUAGCCCAGCUGAAAUGCCUGCCUCUUUAUUCCCGCCAUCACAUACAAUUAGUGGACUGCAGGCCAUUGAAAUCCAGCAGGUGAUAAUUGCUGAUUGACCGCCAUGAUUCUUAUUUGCAUUUUCUCUAGAAAAACUGGUUUCAUUAAUGUCAAUCCUGCUUGUGCCUCUUCACUGAGCUUCCAUCCCUGCACGAGUACUGGGGAUAAACUCAAAGUACUUGA